UUAUAUUCGAACGAAAAGACAACGUUUUUUGGAAUGCAUGUUGGUUGCGACAGCAUCCGCUUUUAUUGGAUUUAUCACUUUAUUGUUAAUUGAUGAUUGUCAAUCGAUUGGUAUUAAUCCCCAACUGACAGGAGUUAUGAAGUUGUGGUGCCCUAAAGGUAAAUACAGUGCAAUUGCUACUCUUUUCUUUCAAAAUCCCGAAGAGAGCGUCAAAAGUCUUUUUCAUUCUCCUUUAAAUUCAUUUAAGCCGUUAACUUUGUUUGUUUUUGCCUUUGAAUACUACAUUUUAACAAUGUGGACUUAUGGUCUUUCAGUUCCAAGUGGAAUUUUCAUUCCUUCAUUGCUUACUGGCGCUGCUUGGGGAAGGCUAUUUGGUGUUGGCGUGCAAUAUUUUUUUCCUGAGUUGGAAGCAAUUGAUUCUGGAAAGUAUGCGCUGGCUGGAGCUGCAGCACAACUGGGUGGUAUUGUGAGGAUGACAAUCUCUUUAACUGCAAUAAUUGUCGAAGCAACAAAGGAUAUAACUUUUGGCCUUCCAAUUAUGCUUGUACUUAUGAUUGCUAAAUGGGUGGGAGACUUUUUUAAUGAGGGCAUUUAUGACGAGCACAUUGAUUUGGCUGAAGUCCCUAUUCUUGGUUGGGAACCUCCAAAAUUGUCGAGAAAUAUUUUAGUGAAGAAUGUUAUGCGUCGAGAUGUUAUUGCGCUCGAAAGAAUCGAGAGUGUUGGACGAAUUGUGGAAAUUCUUCGUUCUACAAGACAUCAUGGAUUUCCAGUUUUGGAUAGAAUUGACGCAGCACUUGAUGAUUCAAAAUAUCCAAAUUAUGGACGUCUACUUGGGCUUGUUUUGCGAUCACAUCUUAUUGUUCUUCUCAAAAGAAGGCAUUUUACUCAUGAUUAUGAAGGCAGAAAUCCUGUAUCCAAUUCUAAACCAGUCACGCUUUCCGACUUCAGUGAAUUCUAUCCACGGAUAGAGUCAAGGAUCUCAGAGUUGGGACUCACUUCCGCAGAUGAACGUUGUUGGAUUGAUUUAAAAUCGUUUAUGCACCCUUCGCCUCAUCGUGUUCCGCUUUCUGCAUCUUUGGAUUCCAUUCACCAAAUAUUCCGUGGACUUGGCUUGAGAUUCUUGAUUGCAGUUGAUAACGAAAACAGGUUACGAGGCAUUAUCACACGAAAAGAUAUUGCUCGGUUUAAAGAGCGGAGGGUAAAGAAUACAUUUCUUGUGAAUGAACUUUACAUCUCGCCAUACAACAAUUAAAUUCUUUUUCUGAUGCCUUUGCCAAUUAAAUUCCUUUUCUCAUGCUCAUUUUCUUAUAAAAAUUUCUGUACUUAAUAUGUAUAUUCAUUUUGUCUAUUUCGUUUAAGAGCUUGUACAUUUUUUUCACUUUUUUAGAUUUUAUUUCUAUAAAUCUUAUACUACAACUUCUUUC
This is a messenger RNA of Meloidogyne enterolobii, 1424 nucleotides long. NCBI's taxonomy places the organism in Eukaryota, Metazoa, Nematoda, Chromadorea, Rhabditida, Meloidogynidae. The record is from the annotation of a GenBank genome assembly.